Chinchilla lanigera (long-tailed chinchilla) is the source of this 526-nucleotide messenger RNA. It is a transcript of the gene Coxfa4, whose product is annotated as NDUFA4, mitochondrial complex associated. Bases 120 to 368 code for a protein of 82 amino acids. The record is from RefSeq and is a predicted model, not a curated record. The transcript is spliced from 4 exons. Lineage: Eukaryota; Metazoa; Chordata; Mammalia; Rodentia; Chinchillidae.
AGGGGUCCUUCGGCGGGCGGUCCCGGGCGACUUUGGGCGUCCGCACAGCCGGCGGGGUGACAGCUCGGUCUCGUCCCGGCGGCUUUGCUCUCCUCGCGUGGCCGCGCGUCUCCGCAGACAUGUUCCGCCUGAUCGUCUCCCAGGCCCGGAAGCACCCCAGCCUGAUCCCCCUUUUCCUGUUUAUUGGAGCAGGAGGGACUGGAGCAGUACUGUAUUUGACACGUCUGGCGUUGUUCAAUCCAGAUGUCAGUUGGGACCGGAAGAAUAACCCGGAACCCUGGAACAAACUGGGUCCCACUGAUCAGUACAAGUUCUACGCGGUGAAUACGGAUUACAGCAAACUGAAGAAAGAAGGUCCGGACUUCUAAGGGAAAUGGUUCACUAUAAAGCUGCUUGACAUGAAGGUCUUUCAGAAGCCAUCCGCACAAUUUUUCACUUAACCAGGAAGUAGUUCUCCUCUAAAUGCAUGAAAUCAUGUUCAUUUGUUGGAGCUUAUUACACAGAUUAAUAAACCUCUGAAACUUGA